Messenger RNA from Onychomys torridus (southern grasshopper mouse), 2326 nucleotides. RefSeq names its product serum amyloid A-4 protein-like. The record is from RefSeq and is a predicted model, not a curated record. The coding region runs from base 594 to 1010 and encodes 138 amino acids. The transcript has 7 exons. Lineage: Eukaryota; Metazoa; Chordata; Mammalia; Rodentia; Cricetidae. Gene Ontology annotation, cellular component: extracellular region.
GAUGUCAGAUGCCCUGAAACUGGAGGGAGAGAUGGUUGUGACCCACCGUCUGAGUGCUGCUAACUGAACCCAAAUCCGGAACAGCAGCCAGUGCUCUUAACUGCUGAGCCGAGGAGAGUUGUCUUAAGCAAGCAUCACCAUCCCCUCAUUAGAAGUCUCACAUUCAUGAAACCAUACCCUGGACUUGGCCUCCACUGUCUGUCCAACAUCUGCUUCAGUGAUUGUCAGAUAAAGGACCCAGUGAAUCCUUCUCCUAUGAUUAAACAGCCGUGGGAUAAAACCCAACACUUCAGUCACUGACACCCAUGAAAGUACAAUGGAGCAGAAGAACCCCUGUUGCUGAGUGACAUCAUAGCCUUGGGAUCGCCAUAUACCAAGUAGAUUGAAGCCUGUUGGGGAAAACCAGAAAGGCAUCAAGUCUAUUUGAUAUUUAGAAGAGGGUGCCAUCCUGGUUUCUGGGUAUCAGCCACUCCAUGAAGCCGCCAACUUGUGAAGAGGGGAGGCUGCUGCCUCUGUCCACAGGGGCUGAGGACAUGUGUGAGCCUACUCUGACAUGAAGGAGGCCAACUGGAAAGAUUCAGACAAAUACUUCCAUGCUAGAGGGCACUAUGAUGCAGCCCAAAGGGGUCCUGGGGAAGUCUGGGCUGCUGAAGUCAUCAGGAGUCAGUGGUGAUGGCUGGUAUUCGUUCUUCAAGGAAGCCAUACAAGGGACUUGGGACUUGUGGAGAGCCUAUCGGGACAAUCUAGAAGCCAAUUACCAAAAUUCAGAUAGAUACUUCUCUGCUCGGGGCAACUUUGAGGCCCAACAAAGAGGAGCUGGUGGCAUCUGGGCUGCUAAAAUAAUCAGCACCAGCAGGAAAUACUUUCAGGGUCUCCUAAACCGGUAUUAUUUUGGAAUGAAGGACCAUGGAUUGGAAAGCCUGGAAUCUACCCAGAAAGCUGAGGAAUGGGGUCGAAGUGGCAAAAAUCCUAAUCGCUUCAGACCCCAGGGCCUGCCUGAGAAGUGCUGAGCGUGCUACACAGGCUGCACUGAGGGGACCAGGCAGUGAGCUGCAUCCUUCUCCCCUUGUUAGGACGUCACUGGUGUCCACAGGAAUCACAGAGAGAUGCCCACCAAAUACUUUGUGGAUGGAAUUUGUUGAUGGAAAUGGGGAACUGUCAGAAAUGCUUUCUGGGAAGAAUUGCUAGGUAUCACAUAGAAGAUAAGUAGAGGAGGAGCUGUGACCACCAGGCAGUAGUCUGAAACCACGCAGGGCCCUCACACAACCCCACCAAAUCUGCUCUAGCCUUUGGACACUCCAGCUUCCCCUGACAAGUAGGCCUGAGGUAGCAGAGUGUUGCCAGCCAUGUCAGUCGCCUCCACAAGUGAAGUUUGCUCUGAGAUGUGUCCUGAUCAGCUGCCCAUCAAUUCCUCCUUGAUAUAGAUCAGAUGUGUGUCCCUAUGUCCACAAGAUCUGCUAGUGAUACCAGGGCCUCUCUGUUUAUGUUUUUGUUGGUCCCAGGCUUUUCUGUGUAGUGAUGCCACUCUGCCUUAUCAGUUAUGGCUUAGGCAUGGUCUGAUGUCAUUCCUUGUCUCCUGUGACCUCUUCAUAUAGAGAAGUACACCAACUUGACAAAGCUUCAUCCUAACCUUUGAAAUCCUAACCCUGACACUGCACUGGGAAUCAGGGAUAUAGCUCAGUUGACAGAGUGUUUGCUUAGCAUGCACGAAUCCAAAGAAGGAUCCCCAGAACUAUGUAAACCCGGUGAUGGUAUCUACUUAAAAUUCCAGCACUGGGGACAUAGGGGAUGACAGAGCAGAUAUUCAAGGCCAGCCCUGCCUAUAUAUAACGAGUUCAAGGCCAUCAUGGGAUAGGUGAGAUCCUGUGUUGCAACCAAAUACACACACACACAUACACACACACACACACACACACACACACACACACACACUGUUUUCUCACCAUAUAAAGGACAAAACACCACAUCCUGAAAGCUGUACACUUAUGUACACACUGACAAGAUAAACAUGGUUGCAACUAAACUAAGAUAAUGGUCUCUUAUCAUUCAGAUCCUUAUACUCAAUGAGAAUGUUGUGGCCUUAUUAAGAUGUUUUUUGUCUUGUUUUUGAGUAUGUUCAAAAAGAAAAAAAACCAAUUUAUUCCUAUAGGUGUGACUAGUUUCAUCAAAGCUGUGUUGUUAUUAGUAAACUUAAGGCAUAUCCUAAUUUAGUAAAUUCAUAAUCAGUACAUGUAUGUUUGAGAUUUGACAAAGCAUGAAAUUAAGCUUGCUCUCCAUUAUAGCUACUGAGAAGAAACAAUAAAUGUUCAGUUAUGGUGAUGCUUAA